GUGCCCCAGUGUAUGGCCACAGUUUUGCUACAAAGUAUGCGUGCGCUUAUUUAUGUGCAACGCUUUGUUAUUUGCGCAUGUAGUUGCUGUGUUUUGGUAUUUGUGCCUGUGAGAGCUUUUUUUCGCUUGUGUCGCAGCGGGCAGAACAGUCACCAGCAUUUGUACGUACAGCAACGACGCCCGUUCAUAUUUGCGCGGAUUCUUUUUGCGAAUUAGUAACGCGCAAGUGGAUAACCAACAACUUAGCUGAAAUAAGAAGGCGUAAACAAGAGGUAGAACAACAACAAAAACAAUAGCGCUAGCAUAACGGACGAAAGAAGAAAGUUGAAUGCAAAAACAAGAAAAACUAAAAAAUAUAUCUACUUUAAAAAAGAAAUUUGUUAACGCGAGCAGCGCCCUACGUUCACAGUGGGCCGGCCAAAGUAGCCAAGUUGGUAUACGCGUUUGAACGCCAGCCGCAGCAGUGCUAGUGACAGUUGUUGGGACGGCUUGAACACACCGCUAGCGAAUAGCGAGCUGCGUGCGAAUUUAGCGAAAAAAUUAGUGAUCGAUAGCGAAAAAUGCGAGUAAGGAAGUAAGGAUUUGAAAUAAAAAUUAAAAAUCCAAUAUACAAUUUGAAAAACGAUAUAUAUAUUAUGAAAAUUUGCGUUCUUUUAACUGCUUUUGAAUCUCAUCUGACUUGUGUAACGAAAAUCAGCGCCACGAAUCGUCUGUGAAGAUCCUGCGCCGAUACGCCGCCAACACAAAAGGCAUUCACACGCACCGAGCAAGGGGCCGCUUUGUGGCAGCAGGCGCCACGCUGCGCGCCUUUAUUCAACUACCUGUCAACGCUUUGGCACUUUCUGACAGAUUAACAGACGCACAGAGGAUACAACAAAGCCGCAUUAAAAGGUCAGCAAGAGAGCUAAACAAAAGCAGGCCAAUAGGAUUUUUUUUGCAAAGGAAAGCAGAAUUUUAGAAAACAUAAAAAUCGGAACUGCUAUCCAGUUGGUAGAGAAAAAAAUAAACAAAAAAAGAAGCAAAAAGUAGCAAAAAAAGUAAGACACAAAUUACAAAGCAAAAUUCGGCAAUUCUUUGCCUUUUCCGUAGUGUUACCGAAUUUGCCACAAAAGAAAUUCAAUUAGUGCUGUGUAAUUGUGCGACGGCUUAGUUGAAUGAGCGGUGAGCGAACAAAAGACCAAGCAGGCGAGCGGGCAGCAACAAAAGGAACGAAAUUAAAAAGUGAGCAAAAUUGUGUAUAAAAAAACCUUGAACAAAAUAUAUAUAUUUUUUUAUAAAAUAAUUGUGCAAAAAAUUUAAAUUAAAUCAAUGCAAAUCUGUGCGAAUUCAUGAAAAGUUAUUAUAAAGCGAAGAACACGUGCGCGUCUUUAUAAUUCAUACACACAUGCAUAUGUAGCUGCAAUGCAAAGUGAUAAAGUGCUAAUUAUUGCAAACAAUAAGAUCUAGUAAACAAAAAAAAAAUUAAACGUAGGUCCUGUGCUUUGGCAUAUUUGAUUGAUCGCCGGCGCGUUAGAUACUCAAUCAUUCAUGACAUGUGACAACUUUCUUAACUCUCCUAUAAAUGUGCAACUUUAAAAGCAAUUGUUUUUCUUUUUGUUCGUAAGCCCCUUCAAAAGUACUCGUAAAUUUCCGCAACUGCAGUGCAAAGCAAACAAAUUUGUCAUAAUUAAAUUUUGCUUUUAAGUGAACGUUGCAUAGUGCAAAAAAUAAAAGAAAUACAAAUACAUACAUACAAACAAACAAACAGCAGCAUUUGUCACCAAUCAUCGAUCGUUACGUUCAGCAGCACCAAGCCGGUAAAAUGUUAACGGAUAUGACACCGACGGCCGGACAAUUGUACGGCUCACAAAUUCCUGCCAUGGGCAUGAAUAUCGGCAAUAUCGCUACGCAUCUGCAGAAGCCACAAGUUAAUCCGGAUCAUCCCAGUCUGCGUGGCACACCCCUCGCGAUGUUAGCUGCGCAGUGCAAUAAAUUGUCGAGCAAAUCACCUCCUCCGCUGGCCGACGCCGCUGUAGGUAAAGGCUUCCACCCUUGGAAGAAAAGUCCCACAUCGCCGUCGAGCGGUGGCGGCAGCAGUGGCGCAUCGAGUGGUUCUCUUUCCGGCGCUGCCGGUGGACAACACUCGCCAUGCACCAUAUCUUCCGCUUCGUCGUCCUCGGGUUCGGGCUCGUCAGCUAGCAGUUUGGGCUUGGGCGGCACUUCAUCUGCGGCCUCAUCGCGCAGUCUACCCUCAUCCAGCAUCAAUACAAUGGUCAACAUCACUGCUAGCAUUUAUCCUUACAGUCGUCCGAUUCCAUCGUCAUGUGCUGCGGUCAGCAAUCCCUCGGCCUACGGUGGUGAUUUGUACUUCCCGAAUACGAGCAGUGCCGGCGGUGGCAUGGUAGCCGAUAAUCAUCAUAUGCAUCAGGGUCUGCUGGGCAAGGUGGAAGGUGCAACAUUCGGUUCGGUGUACUCACGCCAUCCCUAUGACUGGCCAUUCAAUGCCGUCACCCAUAAAGCGGCCGAAGCUGCAAGCGUUAAUUCUGGCUGGUGGGAUAUGCACAGCGCUGCGGGUAGCUGGCUCGAUAUGGGUGGCGCCGGCAUGCACUCAACAAUGGCCAAUUACGCCACAGCCGCCGGUUCCGACUACUCAUCCGCGCUGUCACAUUCGCUCUCCAACACCGCCCAUCUGCUGGGCUCCGGUCAACAUCUGCUGCAGGACACAUACAAGAGCAUGUUGCCCGGUCAGGGCGUGGGUGGCUUCUCGCUGCCACACAGCUCACCAUCGGCCGGCUCCACUGCGGCCUCGCCGCAAGCAUCCACGCCAUCAACACCAUCGCCACGUUCGCAGCGACGCUAUGCCGGCCGCGCCACAUGCGAUUGCCCCAAUUGUCAAGAAGCUGAACGGCUCGGCCCAGCCGGCGUGCACUUGCGCAAGAAGAACAUACACUCGUGCCACAUACCUGGCUGUGGUAAAGUGUACGGCAAGACGUCGCAUCUGAAGGCACAUCUGCGCUGGCACACCGGCGAGCGUCCGUUCGUUUGUAAUUGGCUCUUCUGCGGCAAACGUUUCACCCGCUCCGAUGAGCUGCAACGCCAUCUGCGCACACAUACGGGCGAAAAGCGUUUCGCUUGCCCCAUCUGUAACAAGCGCUUCAUGCGCAGCGAUCACCUAGCCAAGCAUGUGAAGACGCACAACGCCACCGGUCAGGGUGGCAGUAUGAAGAAGGGUUCAUCAGAGUCGUGCAGCGAUUCGGAGGAGCCCGGAAAUCAGUCAGGCGAAUCGAAUGGCCUAUCAGGUGGCAAUGGCCAGCAGAGUGGUAGCAAUAGCCAUCCGGGUACGCCAAAUUCACAUCAGUCAGGCGGAAAUACAACACCCACUGGUGGGCUGUUGUCAAGCGGCUUGCAUCUUUCAUCGCCACACAACAUGUCCGGUGGUUCGCCAGUGAUGCUACAUGCGCACCAACAACAACAUCAUCAACAGCAGCAGCAGCAGCAGCAACAACAACAACAGGCACACGCGCAAGCGCAAGCGCAGGCACAGGCCCAAGCGCAGGCGCAACUGCAACAUCAUCAGCAGCAGCAACAUGCGCAUGCGCAUGCGCAUUUGCAUCAACAUCAUCACCAUCAUUUGCUGGGAAGCUCGGCGCCCAGUCCGGGUUUGGAUCAUCACAGCACGCUGGUGGACAUAAAGCCACCGAUGGUUUGAGGUUCAUUGGGACCCUUUCUAUUUACCAACUGAGGUGAGAUCGAGAACGGGUCCUACGAUGAACUAUUUUGGCAACUGAUGAGCUGAAGGAAAACCGCCUACAGAUGAGAUGCAUUGGCUUGUAUGUAUUGUAUGAGAAGGGUAGAGGAGGCGGCUAAAAUACCAGUGAGGUGGAAUAGAUAACGAAUUGUAAAUAGGCUUGUAACAUUGUGUUGUUGUAAAAUGUAAAACAAUCAAAAAUGCUAAACUAAAUGUACAACAAAAGUUAAAGAAAAAAAAAUCCUUAAGAGAACUGCAAACACGAUUUUAAACAAGAAUUCUUGUAAUUAUAAAGUAUGAAAUUCUAUUUCAAAAUCAAUACAAAUUUAUUUAAAUAUGUAGUUUAAGAAAAAGUAUGUAUGCCGAAAAAAAAAAUCAAAUAACGUCACUGAAAAUUUGUUUCUCUAACUAAAACCAUAUUUGAUAAUUUUCAAAAUAAAAUAUCACUGUAGCUGCGGAUAAUGAAUAACAACAAGAAAAAAUUUCUAGUCCAAUUAAAAAAUAUUAAAAAAAUUAAAAUAAUAAAAAAAGUGACGAUUACGAUUUAAAUCUAAAAACCGCUUGAAUUUGCUUGUGAAAAUACUAAGCCUCUAAUCUUUAAGCCUCUAAGCCUUUGAGCCACCUGUUUGUUGGUGGGCGCUCAUUUUAAUUUUUAUAAGAAAUCUUAAAUAAAUGAAUGGUCAAAUAAAAUUUUUAAAACCGAGUAAGACCACAUGAAGUGUACCACGAAAAUUUGGCUAAGUCACGGAAUUUUGAAAAAGUAUAUCAUUUGUAAAGUGCUUAUAAUGCUUAUGCUGGCAUAUACAAAUUUUGAAAGAUUAAAAAAUAAAAUUAUUGAAAAACUAGCAAAUAGCCAGCGUGUUUCACUGCGCCUUAAAAGUGUAUCGAGGGCUGAUAUUUAAGUUAUUAUUAAUGUUCACAA
Molecule: messenger RNA, 4649 nt
Organism: Rhagoletis pomonella (apple maggot)
Lineage: Eukaryota; Metazoa; Arthropoda; Insecta; Diptera; Tephritidae
Gene: Sp1
Product: transcription factor Sp9
Exons: 3
Coding region: 1802-3688 (628 amino acids)
Biological process (GO): regulation of transcription by RNA polymerase II
Molecular function (GO): DNA-binding transcription factor activity, RNA polymerase II-specific; RNA polymerase II cis-regulatory region sequence-specific DNA binding
Source: RefSeq, a predicted model, not a curated record